AUGGCCGCCGACGUCUUAUCCCCGCGCAGCGAGCCUGGCUCGGCCACGUCUGUUGGCGCAAACCGAACCACGCUGCCCCCACUAGUCACAUCCCCGCCAUCGCGGGCAAAACUCGAGCGGGCCAGCUCCUACCUGAACAAGCGCCUGUCCACCUUCUCCAACACAUCCAAUGCCCCGCAGCCAACGCGUUCGCGGCCACAAUCGACGGCCUUCCCGAUUUUCCACUCGAGCCUCGACUUUACCCUCGUACGGGACUUUGCAUACGACCCGCUGCACCCACUCUUCUACGGCCCUCUGCCUGACCAGCCAUCCGACAUCUCUACUCCAGCGAGCGAAGUAAGUCGGCGAUUAUCAGAUCCGCCACCUGUGGCAUGGCGCACCGACCGCGGCAAUUGGUCAGCAGGCUCCUGGGAUGCGACAGGCGAGCAACUCCCGCAGAUGGCAUACGGCGACGGACCGCCCUACAGUGAGGACGAGGACAUUUCCAGCCCAGUGGUCACGAGCCACCACGGCGCGCGGCACAAGAAGCACAAAUCGAACAUUGUCAACUUUGACCACACGCGGGGCAGGAGGGGCUAUCCCGAGGAACAACGGAGGGCGCCCCUCGCUGUGCCCAAUGGCGAGGAAAGCCCCGCUGGAGAUGCCAGCGAAGCCAGCGGCCAAGGCUACAUCACCUACCCACCAACAGCCUCAAAUCUUUCGGUGCCCGAAGGCGCGUCACGGCGAGACUCGCACUUUGCAGCACUACUCCCCCGACGCACAUACGCCGAAAACGAAGGCCCUGCCUACGAGUCAGACGAGGAAAUGUCAGAGCCUGGAGACUACAUUCAGGACGACAGCCGCUUUUCACGGGACUAUCAAUUCACCAUUGCUUCACCAGACGAAGAGAUGCAUGGCAAGGCAGUAGCGCUUUUCGACUUUGCACGAGAAAACGACAAUGAACUACCUCUUGUAGAAGGACAGGUCAUUUUAGUGUCAUACAGGCACGGCCAGGGUUGGCUGGUUGCUCAAGACCCCAAGACUGGGGAGAGCGGACUGGUGCCCGAGGAGUACGUGCGACUGCUUCGAGACAUCGAGGGAGGCUGGAAUGGCCUCAUGAAUGGCAAUCUGCACCCCCAAGAAGCCAACCCCGCAGCGCCUGAGAGUCUGCUCAGUCCCAUCUCUGCCGGCCCUGAAGCUAAGACACCCACGCAAGCCGACCACACCUCGUCCUACACGCCUAUAAUCUCGACAUUUUCGACGAGCCACAAGGACCUCGAGCCGUAUCCCAAAGAAAAGCUCACCACACCCACUGCCGGCGAAGGAGAGACCACUGGCAAAGCGCGAGAAGGCGGCCCAAUGGAGGGCGUGGAAGGGACUCCCGAGCCAACACCGCAGCCCCAAAAGUCAUGA
Parastagonospora nodorum SN15 is the source of this 1392-nucleotide messenger RNA. RefSeq lists its product as hypothetical. The transcript has a single exon. Lineage: Eukaryota; Fungi; Ascomycota; Dothideomycetes; Pleosporales; Phaeosphaeriaceae. Gene Ontology annotation, molecular function: protein binding. The record is from RefSeq and is a predicted model, not a curated record. Bases 1 to 1392 code for a protein of 463 amino acids.